AUGGCGCUCCGGGUCACCAGGAACACGAAAAUGAAUGCUGAAAAUAAGGCGAAGAUCAGUAUAGCAGGCGCAAAGCGCGUGCCUGUGGCCACCACUGCAACCUCCAAGGCCGGGCUGAGGCCCAGAACAGCCCUUGGCGACAUCGCUAACAAUGUCAGUGAACAGCCACAGGCUAAACUGCCUCUUAAAAAGGAGGCAAAAACAUUAGCUGCUGGAAAAAUUAUUGCUAAAAAACUACCAAAACCUGUGGAGAAGGCUCUGGAGCCUGCAUCUGUCCCUGCUCAUGCUCCUGUGCCUGUGCCUGUGCCUGUGCCUGUGCUGGAACGAGCACAGGAGCCUGAACCUGUUAAAGAAGAAAAACUUUCGCCUGAGCCUAUUUUGGUUGAUACUCCCUCUCCAAGCCCAAUGGAAACAUCUGGCUGUGCCCCUGCAGAAGAAUAUCUGUGUCAGGCUUUCUCUGAUGUAAUGCUUGCAGUGAAUGAUGUGGAUGCAGAAGAUGGAGCUGAUCCAAACCUUUGUAGUGAAUAUGUGAAAGAUAUCUAUACUUAUCUGAGACAAGUUGAGGAAGAGCAAGCAGUCAGACCAAAAUACCUACUGGGUCGUGAAGUCACUGGAAAUAUGAGAGCCAUCCUAAUUGAUUGGCUGGUUCAGGUUCAGAUGAAAUUCAGGUUACUGCAGGAGACCAUGUACAUGACUGUUUCCAUUAUUGACCGGUUCAUGCAGAAUAAUUGUGUGCCCAAGAAGAUGCUGCAGCUGGUUGGCGUCACUGCCAUGUUUAUUGCGAGCAAAUAUGAAGAAAUGUACCCUCCAGAAAUUGGUGACUUUGCCUUUGUGACUGACAACACUUACACUAAGCUACAAAUCAGACAAAUGGAAAUGAAGAUUCUGAGAGCUUUAAAUUUUUGCCUGGGUCGCCCUCUACCCCUGCAUUUCCUUCGGAGAGCAUCUAAGAUCGGAGAGGUUGAUGUGGAGCAACAUACCUUGGCCAAAUACCUGAUGGAACUCACUAUGUUAGACUAUGAUAUGGUGCAUUUUCCUCCUUCUCAGAUUGCAGCAGGAGCUUUUUGUUUAGCACUGAAAAUUCUCAAUAAUGGUGAAUGGACACCAGUUCUACAGCAUUACCUGUCAUACACUGAAGAAUCCCUUCUCCUUGUUAUGCAACACCUCGCUAAGAACAUAGUCAUGGUGAAUUGUGGGCUUACAAAGCAUAUGACUAUCAAGAACAAGUAUGCCACAUCUAAGCAUGCUAAGAUCAGCACUCUAGCACAGCUAAAUUCUGCACUAGUUAAAGAUUUAGCCAAGGCUGUGGCAAAGGUGUAA
Pipistrellus nathusii (Nathusius's pipistrelle) is the source of this 1320-nucleotide messenger RNA. NCBI's taxonomy places the organism in Eukaryota, Metazoa, Chordata, Mammalia, Chiroptera, Vespertilionidae. The record is from the annotation of a GenBank genome assembly.